Messenger RNA from Thermothielavioides terrestris NRRL 8126, 1240 nucleotides. RefSeq lists its product as uncharacterized. The record is from RefSeq and is a predicted model, not a curated record. Lineage: Eukaryota; Fungi; Ascomycota; Sordariomycetes; Sordariales; Chaetomiaceae. The coding region runs from base 285 to 992 and encodes 235 amino acids. Gene Ontology annotation, cellular component: cytoplasm. The transcript has 3 exons.
CGACGCUGCAACAUUCGACCUUCUCGUCGAUAUCGGCGCUAGGCCGCCCGCUGCGUCGGGCUGUCACGGAGAUAGCGUCAUCGAUGGCGCCACCCUUGAUAUGUCAGCAGGGACCACAGCAUAAAGCUCAAAGCGGGGAGCUGUUUCCGCACUUGAAAUCGCAACACCCUCGCGCUCUCUUGAAGAUACAAGUCGGCAUUCACUUUCAAAGAUCAAAAACGCCAAUCCUCUAGCACAGCCAACAUAGUAGCCUGACAUUUGCCGGACCACAGACGGAAGCAACCAUGGGCGGCCAGGACGCAAAGCUCAUCCUCUACACCAACCACCGAUGCCCUUGGGCGCACCGGGCACACAUUGCCCUCGAGGAGCUCAAGAUACCGUUUGAGGAGGUCAUCAUCGACCUCGACACGCCGCGCACGCCCGAGUACCUCAAGAUCAACCCGCGCGGCCUGGUCCCGGCUCUGUCGUACAAUGGCGAGAUCAUCAUCGAGUCGGCGAUUGUCGUGCAGUUCCUGACCGAUGCGUAUCCGUCGCACCUGGUGCCGGCCUCCAACGAGCCGGGCGGCGCCCUCCGGCGGGCGCGCAUCGCCCUGUUCGUCGAUGCCUACGUCUCCAAGGUCAACGGCAACGUGUUCGGCAUCUUCAGGGCCAAGACGGAUGAGGAGAUCUCAUCGCUUCCCGAGAAAAUUGUCGCGGGCAUUGUCAGCGAGGUCGAGCCCAAGCUCGCCGACGCCAACCCGUUCUUUGGCGGUAGCGACAAGCUCACGCUGGCUGAGGUUCUGACCGGCUCCCUUGUCCUGCGCCUCAAGACCUUCACGAAGGCUGGCAUCUACCCCGAGACGCUCUGGACAACGAUCCAGGAGAAGGCCCCCAAUUUUGCCAAGUGGGCUGAUGCGGUGACGGCGCAUCCCAGCGUGACCUCCAUCUUCGACGAAAAGGCCCAAAUUGAGGGGACAAGGGCGAGGCUUGCGAAGCUGAGGGCGGCCGCUUGAAGUGUUGAUUACCUUACCUAGGCAGCCGGCAGGUGUGAGCCUCGGGGCAGAUUGCGCGCUGGUUGGGGCAGUAAGAGUCUCGGAUUUUGUCGCAGCCUAGGUAGUCCGUAGAUCGGUGAUUUUAGCGGGGGCACAAUGAUGCUAGUUUCGAUCGCACACUACACAGUACUCCGUAUACAACUGGGGGCCUGGGGCAGCUCCCGUGUCAAGGUCCGAGUGCUGGGGUGUGAUUGCUGUGUCGCUUUCUG